Messenger RNA from Dermacentor andersoni, 12352 nucleotides. RefSeq names its product cardiolipin synthase (gene CLS). Gene Ontology annotation, biological process: cardiolipin biosynthetic process. NCBI's taxonomy places the organism in Eukaryota, Metazoa, Arthropoda, Arachnida, Ixodida, Ixodidae. Gene Ontology annotation, molecular function: cardiolipin synthase (CMP-forming) activity. The record is from RefSeq and is a predicted model, not a curated record. Gene Ontology annotation, cellular component: mitochondrion; membrane.
AUAUAAAUGUGUAUAUUUGAGCUGUAAGAAGAGUUCUGUGCAGCCAAGGCAAUCCGAAUCCAAUAGCCCGCCAUUCAUCAUGGCGGUUGUUGUGGUCCCGAACGUCCCGAAUUAGUGUGUCGGCGGUGUUGACGCUCCAUGUGCUCACUUUAAUUACUCCACGCUGGCUUCUUCGAGCUUCUCAACUCGUCACUUCGCAACGAACCUUCGCCGGAUUUUGUGCAGUGAGCUUACGACGGUUCCGUAGGCGCCCUCCGACACAUUUGUGCCGUGCCGUCCCUCGAGGUGUCCCGACACACACAAAACAAACACGGCGUGACGACGGCCGUUUCGUCAACAACCACUCCCUCCCAGGCGCCGGCAAACGGCUCGUCGACGGCCGUCUCCUCCACAUGGCGCUCAGACUGUGGUCGCGGCGUGGUGGCCUGCCGCUGCGGACGCAACUACGGCGCGUCCCCGCCCCGGCCCGCGCCGACACAGCGAGCGUUGGGAUCACCGCAGCUGCGCUCGAUGUGGCGCCUUGUCUGUCGCCGGCGACGAACUGUGUGUGGCGCGUGUCGUGCAUCUCGACGGGUGCCGGAGGCGGCGGGGAUCGCGGCGCCGAGGAGCCGGUGGCGACAAGGCCCGACUUUCUGCGGACCCGGACGCGCGUUCAGCGCACUCGCGAGUCGCUGGCGAAGACCGGGCGCUCGCUGCGAGCCACGCGCGAGAAAGUCACCGAGAACGUCGAGCAGACCAAGCGGAUCGUGACCGAGCGCAUGGGGCAUCUGCGCGAGAACGUCAUGACCAUACCUAACGCCCUCUCACUGGCGCGGCUCUGCUCCAGCCCCGUCCUCGGCUACUUGGUGGUGACCGAGGGCUACACUUCUGCCCUCGUCCUUUUCGCUGCAGCAGGAGUCACUGACGUGCUGGAUGGCUGGGUGGCAAGGUCGUUCCCCUCUCAGCAGAGCAUGCUGGGCACGGUGGUGGACCCCCUGGCUGACAAGUGCCUGGUUGCCACCCUCUUCCUCAGCCUCACCGUGGCGGGACUCAUCCCAGUUCCCUUGACCGCACUCAUCGUGACCCGAGAUAUCACCCUCGUGGGCUGCGCAGGCUACCUCCGGUUUGCCUCCCUUCCUGCACCUAAAACAUUUUUGAGGUACUUCGAUGUUAGCUUGGCAACCGUCAAGUUCUCUCCCACCAGCAUCAGCAAGGCCAACACUGCUGUGCAGCUGGGACUUGUGGCAGCCACGCUAGCUGCCCCCGUGUUUGGCUUUGUGGAUCACAGUGCCCUGCAUGCCUUCUGGUACCUGACAGCGAGCACGACAGUGCUGUCAGGUUUAACAUACCUGUUUACAAAGGACGCUUACCAAUUCAUCAGGAAGGACAAGUCAUAGCUGUCUGGAGGAUUGGCUGAUACACAAGUGCUACGUUAUGGGAUGAGCAUCAGCCGAGCUAGUUCUUUACUGAAUCUUGUUGAACAGCUAGUGCCCCUCCUUUUUCUUUUUUUGUUAAAGUUGAACUGUUUUAUUGUUUCAAGGCAGGUGAGAGAAUUGUUUCUGUUGCAAUUAAAAAUGUAUUCUUGUUAGUAUGUAUGUUUGGCAGACCGUGGAAGAUAUGCAGAUUCUUGAAAGAUGGAGUUAUGCUUUUAGUUCUGUUUGUUUACGGAUGCCAAUAAUUUAGUAUCAAUAUGACAGAUGGACGUCAUGCAAAAGCAUGUUACAUUUCAGCAAAUUCGAUGCCAUUAAGCUACCUUGCUGGGGCUUGAUGACAAUGACUUGGCUCCGUCACAACGAUGGUAAUCACAUUCUGUCAUUGAUACAUGACAUAUGCUGACGUUAUACAGCCGCCAUGCCAUACACCUGUCACGAGAGAGCAGUGGCCUUAUAUGACCGGCACAUCUUUGACACUGCCGUGGAGGCCAUGGGGUGAGGUGUCUAAAAUGACAUAUGCGACGUGACGUGCUAGUCACCUGUUGUAUUGGUGCGGAAAUGCAAAAGCAAGCUGCUGUUAUGAGACAGUAUCUUGCACUGGUGUUGACAGUGGUGAUUUAGUCAGGGAUGCAGAUGAUUGAUAGCUGUGUUGCGUCGAUUGCACAGAUAUGUUAAGAUGUGUAUGGUUAAUGAUUGAUGAUGUGUGCUAUAGUGGUUGACAGUUUUAAGGGAGGGUGCAUUGCUUUUAUCAGGUGAAACCAGGCAGAGGCCUCUCCACCACCACAAGCCAUGCCACAGAGCUUGUCGAAAUUUGGUGCCACUGGAAGAAUGAUAUCUAUUGUAUGUUGCGUUAAUGGGGCGACCAGUACACUAGGUUUGUCAAGGAGUGCAUUUAUUGUUGCCAGCAGAUUAGCAUUCAGGGUGGUGCUUUGUAGAUGCUGAGGCAUCAAAUCAAACACUUCCUCUGAACCUUGUUUUAUACAUGCUGUAUGGCCUGAUAACCCUCUGUUCCAAGGUGGGUGCUGAAGAUGGCCAGCACCACAUGAGUGCAGUCCCAGGCAAGUAGUGUGCUCAUUUCUAACUAUUAUUCAAACAGAAAAUGGCAAAUCACUUCUGCGAAACCUUGCAAGGAAGAGGGAAGUACAUGAAUGGGAAGAAUUGUCAUCCACCUGAUUGUAGCACGAAUGGGUUUCUCUGAAAGGCAGCUUCACAGUCGAAGAAAAAUUUGUCCUGGUCCGGAGGUUGAGACCUGGACCAAUGCAUUUCCUGGGCAGUCACCCUACCGUCUAGCCUCCUGGUUAGUUCAGAUGGCAGAGUGACUUCUCCAGGAAACUGUUGGUCCUGGGUUCGAUGCCCGGAUCAUGAUAUAUUUUGAUGCGAUUGUGCUGGAGGGUCCUGUGUCGCAGAAAAUCCGGCGUCGACGUCCAGUGUUGUGCAUUGUUUUGGCAAGAUUUUUGAACAACCCAUACCCAGACCCUCCACGUGGCGCAAGGAACUUACUGAACUAAUUGAUUUUCUCAAGCUAAAAUACGUAGAAAAAACUACGUACACACAAGCUACAGACAUGAUAGCAUCAGAUUGUAAUUUGACUAUACGAGAAAACCUAAUUCUGUUACACGAAAACUAGAAGAAGCCCCUUUUCCAGCAUUUCUACCAUUUAUAGACUGGCCACAGCGUCUGCCAUUUGCACACACUGGUGCGUGAAUAUUUUGCAGGCCAUGGAGCGGUGCGCCCGGUUCCUUGCAAUACCUCCAGAUGGCGCUCGCCUCCGCCACAUUGCAGCCCAUGCAAGAGGCCACGUGUCUACCAGAAAGCUCACCUUUGUGCAUAGCGUUCACGGCCAGUGUUUCCUGGUAAACAUUACGGUUACAUACGCUCCAGUUGCUAGGAAGCAUGAGAAGUAGCCAGGGAUCUUUGAAUGCUAUCGCAUUCCAUUCUUGAAGGUGAAGCUUAAGCAUCCUCCAUAUUUUUCUUCAACUGUGCAGCUUUCUUCCUGAGGAACCGGUAUGGGUUUUUUUUGUAGCUUCGUGCUACAAUCAAGUGGAUGACAAUUUUCCCUUUCAUACAAUUGAAACAGUGGUCCAAUUGUGUGUGCUGUUAAAAAUGGUCUAGCGUUCCUUUUAAUCCAUAGCUACUGGUUGCAAGGAGUCCACUUCAAUCAGUCGUAGAGGUAAUUCAAAGGGAGGCCUUGACUACUGUUUUGGCACUGCCCUCAUUUAUAUGCAUAUUUAAUCAAAUACAGAUGAUGGUGAGCAGCGCUUGGGGUUUUUAUUUUAAUACUUCAAAGUAACUCUUCUCUUAUUGAUUACAUUGUAUGUGUUUUCUUUAUCUUAGGAGUUCUCUGUUCGUGGAAUGCGUAUUGCGUUCUGAAAUUGCAGCUGCUUUACCAACGCUGUGGGGAAAUCCUCUUUGUGCUGAGCAGAAUGUUCGUCUCGCAGUGAUCGCUCUGUUUCCACACGCUCUGCUUUAUUGAAACAUUGCGCACUAUAAAAGCAAAGUAAGACAGAUAUGAGCUGCAUUCUCGAUGCGAUGCACAAUCAACUUCAGGUACACAUUUGGGGGCCUGUAUGUUCCAAAAAAACUAGCUGUUAGCAUUAGAUGCUGAAGCCCACAAAGAUGCACUUCGAACCAGGUCCUAUUGUUAAGACUUAAUCGGUGAUACUACUGCAUUUUUAUGAUCUCUAUUGUUAGUAGCAUACACUGAUCUCCAUAGAGUGUGGCAAGUUAGGUUUGUUGGUGGAAGAUUAUCUUGUGAUAAGGGGGUACUGCACUAUAAACACACAGACAACAGAAGUAGAAGUUGUCCGUGUGUUUAUAGUAUACACUUAUCUCAUAAACUUUCAUGUACAUUUCCUGCUAAAAUUUUUUCUAGUUUGAAAAAUUCGAGCUUCAUGGCAUUGCAUACUACGAUUACAUGCUGCAUCCAAGCCUAUUACAUUGACAAUAACAUGCUUUUUGUUACCGCUUCAUACUGUGCACUAGCGUAGUUCCAAGUCUUUGAUAGAAUAAUGCGGGACAUGCCAUAAGACAUGGUUGCACACUUGAAAGGUAGUAGAUACAACCACACGUGAAAGUAUUUGUACAAGUAACUAUUAAUACUAGCAUACUGCUAAUGGCCUACCGUAAAAUUCCGAGCUAGCGCCCCUUUCUCACUUCACUGCUAAUUUCAAGUUUCUGCGCCGUUACACGAAACCGUCCCCCUUCGUCCUCCGCUCCGCACCCUUAUCACGGACCGCACCCAGGCAACACAGUUCAUGAAAAAAAGUUCUUAAAAGUUCUUUUAAUGCGUAUUCUUGUUAGUGGCACGGCAACUCGCCACGCACCCUUUUCAAUUUGCGGAGUGUCGGCCGACAGCAGUCUUGCUGGCAAAAGGUGAGAUCUGCUGUCGCAAAGUACGGAGGAGUGGUCACAGCUACGCCCUGGAGGCAUCCUGACUGCCACUGAUCGCUCGCCACCGAUAUCAUAGCUAGGCCUUUUCUGGCUCACUUUGAAUCUGUAGCAAACGGCACUUCAGAACGAACCGCCGGCGCUCCCAAGCAGCAAUGUUUUGUUACCGUUGCUGCCACUUUACCUCUCCUUGCAAUAAAUUCACACAAAGAAGAAACAUGCUGAUAUUUGCAGUGCCGCCAGCUGCGAUGCGAGAAUGGUCAAUCCGCGGUUCACUUUCCGCCGUAGGUAGCCAUGUACUGCAGUUGAGCUUGAGUUGUAUCGAAACUCUCGUUAAUGCUAAACGUUUGACCGUGGACUUCAAGCGGAAUGCUGUGAAAUGUUGUUGCGACCAACUCAGAGGAGUCUUUGGAUGGUUUUGAGAGUGAUGGACAGCACUAACAAAUUUUUGGGCUAAUGAAACUCAUGUUAAACAAAGCUUUAAAUCCAUUCCCGCUGAAUUGUGGGAAAAUUUUCGCGUCGCCAUCUCGAAUUUUGGUACCGUUACAGGAUAGCGCCCCCUCCACACUUUGCCAGUAAUUUCAACUUGCUUGAUAGGGGGAGCUUGCUCGGAAUCUUUUGCUAAUAUUGUGUAGCCUAGUACUAGUAUGCUGAUACUUGUGUGGUUGUAGCUAGCACUAGCUUUGACCAGACAUCUUUUGCAUGUUACAUAAGGUAACUGAUUGCAAUUACAAAUACAUCAUUCCAAAGUGUGUUUGUCUUCAUUCAAAAGUAUAAUCGAUUACAUUGGCCAACUACUCACCUACGAAAGUAAUCAAGCAAUUACUAAAAUGUAAUCAUACAUUUACCUUACUUUCCUCCAAACAUUUAUGAACAUUCCACAAAUACGACACAUAAAACGACCUGACACGGCUUUUUCGAUGAAAGCUCUGCAGACAUUCACGCAUUGUUUAUUCAAUAACUUUAAAAAUUUUCAUCGGUCAUCCUGCCUCCGUAUCUUGUGAAGACCGGGGCAAUAAAAACUAGCUCGAUGUGUGCACUAGAGAGAAGGGCGGCAUUAUAACACGAAUACCUUGUGCACAAGAUUGUGGUUACUCAAUGCUACGAUGCUCGCAUCUGGGUUCUCUAUAUGCAGCGCGGCUCUUUAUUGUUGCUGGUGCUCAGACAAGGUGCUCCAAGUAGGGCCAAUGAAAAGCUGAAAAAAUUGUACUUACGUGGUUUCUUGGGAUCAGUGUCCAGAGUGGCAAUCACUGUCAAGCCAUAACAGUGCAGGAUCAAUUUGCCAGCACCUAUCCGGUGAAGUUCCUGCUGGUGCCCUUUACUCAAUGGCCAUUUAUAUAUAAAUCUAGGAAUUGUAAGCGAUGGUAGCAGAAGUUCGUGUGCCUCAAUAAAAGGGGCCAUAUCUGACCAAAGCUGUAAUGUGAUUGAUUUAGUAACUGCAUCUCAUUCAGCCCUAAAAUACUGUAUGUAUGGUACAGCUAUAAAAUUACGUGUAUGUGAAUCAUGUAUCAGAGAGGAACAUGUAUGUUUGACUGCCAGACAUUUGUGUCUGUAUCAGAGAAUGAGAAGAAAGGAAAAAAAAAGGGCUCGAUUUUUGCUAAUCACAGCCAUCUAAAGCCAACAAGCAACGAAGCCAAGGAAAGCACAAGGGCAAUUAGUGCAGUGUUACUAGAAAUGUAGAAAGCAAUGAGGAAAAGGGCAAAUGAAAGUGGACGAAAAGAUAACUUGUCACCGGUGGGAGAUCAACCCACAACAUCCAAAUUACGCAACCGUUGCCCUACCGAUUGUGCUACGGUGAUGGCCAUCAGCCCCUCCACUGUCUUGGAUACUGAUGUGUACUAGAUCUAGUGCUGGGAAUGUUGGCCACUCAUGGCCAUGGCAGGUGGAUAUGGAACAUCCUUUAUUGCCCGAUAAUGCCACGAAAUACGUAAUAACUUAAGAGAGCAGGCACAUGUCUAGUAAACCCUCAUAUGCUACCUAAUAGCAUCAAGGCUGCCAGAUGGGAGACCCUUGCCAUGAAUGACCGAGAAGAAGGGGAAAUGGAGGAAUCAUAUAAAAAAAGUCAAAGGCUGCACUAAGCGAAAAAAAAUUGAGCAGCAGCUCUUGUUACCUGUAGACACCACUUAAAAUUGCUCUCAAGAGAGCUGUGCGAAAGUGCAAGCCAGCCAUGUUCAGGUGUCUGUGGCCAAGCUGCUGGGAGUUGAUUAUGCACGUGUGAGGCGAAACUAGUUCUCUCCAAUUUCAAGUGCUUAAAGCUGCGUUACCUGAUAGAUUUCUUCAUCAGUAAAUCAACUGGUUACAUGUGAUUAGUGACUGAAAAAGUAAUUGAAUUGCAGUGCGCGUUUCAACGUAAUAGAAAUAGUCUAUCAGUUACAAAGCUGUAAAUAUGUAAUUGAUUGUAAGCAAAUAAAUACAUGUAAUUUGUUAUGUACGCUUGACUUUUACGCGUGCCGCCAUUGUUACAGCAUGUCUCGUAUAACCGGAUGCAAGAUUUAAAUAUAUCCUGAUGCACAAUAGGAGGAGGUAACAAAAAGCAUGUACUUGUCCAGUCUAUGCAGCAAGUUAAAGCAUUCUUUGCAAUCUGGCCAAUUUAUUGUUUAGCUGGUAUUAUUCUACGAGCUUCUUAAUUAGUUGAAUUUAAGUCAGACUUCUUUUAUUAGGAAGCUGUAGAACGUUCAAGGAAAUACACUACCGAGCAAUUUGAAGUUUACUGUUUAUCACUGUUUUAAAUAAAGCGCACAGAUAAAGAAAAAUGAAAGAUUAUAUGGCUUGCUUAUCGCCACAGUCUUCUCAUAUGUACAGUGCAUGAACGAGCUCAACAAUUACUGUGGUGCACUGCGACAGAGAAAAUGACCACGCAUCAAAGAAGGCACCGUGUGCAAAUUUGCUGCGAGCAAUUGCUUUCCUUUGCGCUGCAUAAAGCAGUGGGCAAGGUGAAUCAUAAUAGUGUAAAAGAAAGCCCUGUGAUGCGGGGAAAAAAAAGCUAUAUGCUGUCAUUUUUUAAAGCCCUUAGCGCUGCUCUGCGAGCCCUGCACAGUCAAGAGGCUAACCAGUUCUAAGGUGGCCACACUAACUUUUUCAAUUAGAAUCGGCUAAGUGUAGAUGUCAGCUUCAAGACUGGGUCUGCUUUUCAGUCCUUCCUUCUCAACUCUCUUAUCCCAGUCUGUGCAGACUGCAGCAAGUUGGGUUAUGUCAGCACUUCAAGCGGUCCUGCCAUUGUUUUCCUGCAGCAUGAAAUGUGUUUCUUGGUGCCCUGCAGAGAAUAGUAUUUGUACCCACUGGUGUACGCCAUUUAGUGUUUCCAACAGACGACCAGGUUGUUCAGGGAGAAAUGUUCCACCUUCUGUGUUUCUCAACAACAGUGGACUUUGACAGCUGUGAUCACCAACCAUAUAUUCUGCGCUUCUGUGGAAAAGAAUACUGAAUUUUCACAUAAAGCCAGUAAGUUUCCCUGUGUAUGCAUGUGAUGAAGGAAAGUUGCAUGAGCGGGAUUCUUCGACAGGUGAAGAACAUAACAAGUAGCAGUGAGUGAGGUCCUGACUUGGACGGUUUCAAGAAUUACUGUUCCAAGACAGAUAAAGUGUUUUAUAUUGGCAGAGCAUGUACAUUGAAAGAGGUUCUACAUGUGGGGCAAUUUCUGGCCUCAACUACCCGGCUAAACGUCUGUUGUUAACAUCACCUCCGUUGCUGUCCUUUCGUGCUUAUUGUUAUCACAGACUAUCAGGGCCACUGCUUUGCGCAAUGCAAGGAAAACCAAAGAGCGGUGCGUGCAUUGUUAUCUUCUAAUAAACAGUGCACUAGGCUAAAUGUUAAGUCUGAUUAUGCACUCAGACUUUGAAGGCACUGUCAUUACAAUGCAUUAGUGGGUAGCAUUUUUCUUAACUUUUUCAUCAUGGUCCUCAGGCAUUUAGAUGAAACCAAAACAACCAAUACACAAUCGAUGGAAGCCUAAAAGUGAUGUUUUGUAUCAUGUUCAACUUUUGCAGUGGCAAAGCUCAUUGAUUAUUAACUGAUUGCUUAAGCCUUGACAGAUUUCUUGAUUACACAGUGCAUAUAAUAGAGCCUGGCUUGCUCGAUGAGUGUCUAGCGAUAAACUUGUACUUGCGUACUUGUAUAUUGUGCCAGCAUAUAUUUAAUGGUGGCUACAGUUAUGUGAAACAGCCUGUACGCAUAGAAUAUGUCUAAAUUUAGUCUCAAUUGUUCCAAAUGUUGUUUUGGUUUAAGAAUGCAAUUGGAACCAUCAACAGAAGUGAUUGCAUCCAAGAGGUGUAAUAUGGAAGCCUAUAGCAGUAAAUUACGGGUAUUGUUGACCAAGUUGCUCUUUUGAAAUUUGCAUUUGGGACGAACACACUUGGGCAGUUGUUGAACUUCUGUGUCACUGACUAUAUUAAUUGACCAUAGUAAUUGUGCAAACAAGUGGAUGGCUUUCACAAGAGUAGCCCAAAUAAGUGGUAUGGCUUGUUUGCAAAUAGGCCGAAAUGGGUACAAGAUAAAAGCACAAAGAGAAAAGGUAAAAAGAGUUUAAAAUUUUGUCUUCAAUAGAAACUCCCUUUGUGGAUUAUACUUUUAUAUCUGUGCUUCUUUAGAAGACAGCUGCAGUUGAUUUGAAACGUCGAAAAGGGGGCUAUGACUAAAGUUAGCAUAAUCAUUGAUUGCAAUGCUACCUUUCAUUAAAUAAUUGGUAGGGGUGUGCAAAUAGAAUAGUCCUUAUCACUAGAAUGAGAAAAUUUGCUGUUCGAAAUUGACAAAUAUACUAGUUUUUGUUUGCAUAUUCAAGUGUGGAGGGAGAUAGACCGAUACAACUGCGGAUCUGUUCUGGAUCAUUUUGCUGCAGGAGAGACGUGGUUUUAUAUGGAGGCACGAGUUCUUAAGCAGCGAACGUACCGGGCGGAUAACUAUUGCGGAAUAAUUUGCAGUCAUUCAUUAAGAACACUUCUCCUUUAAACAACCCAUAUAUGAAUUUGUUGUCUCGAUUUAGACAGAGCAAUUUAUUCUUGGCCAGUUUUACUGCGUUUGCAUACUGUUUAAACCAUGUGAAGUGCUGUAGUAUCAGACUUUUUGACCGAACACAAUGCUCUGCGUGCAUCCUGUGGCAUGCUAUUUCCUUGUUUUGCUGUUGUUAUUGUCAUAGUGCUGCAGGUAUCUGAAAGCUGUUUCUCAUCUACAACCUCCUCAGUCUGCUAGGCAUUGAGUGUCGAACAGCAUUACAUGGCGUCUGUUCAAUAAGCAAAUAUUCUUUUCUUUUGCCAUACCGUCUUUAUGCAAUCCUUGCUUGUCACUUUGUUUUGAAAACACAAAAUUUUGAUUAAAUAUUUGGAAGUAUUUUUUUCUCGAAUAUUAAUUCACUUAAUUUUUGAAAUUUCACUUGUUUAGCAACCCUACCAAUUGGUGUAAUGUCAUUCUGCAGCUGUUUUCAUGUCAGGCCAGUGUUAUGGAUCUAAAAAUAAACACUUCAGGUCACAUUAACAUAUUUGUGCCUACUCUAAUGGGAACUGUCCUAGUGUGGCAAAUUUUCAUGUAUUUCAAACAAGAAUUCAGAUUUUGUACACUCCAGUAGGUGUCAGUUUUAGGGGCAUGUGAUCUGCUUGGCUGUUGGAAGUUGUCAGUGUUCUAGCAUAACUGAGGUGUUCUUCAUACUCGGGAACGGAGAAAGUAAAAUUGAUGAAGUGUUGUCCAGGGAUGUGGAUGUUCCUUAAAGGCAAACUGCAACAAACAUUUGGCUUAGUUUCAGUUAGUGUAGGUAUACGGAGUGAUCAUGUCCAAGUUUUCUGGAAUUUUUAAGAAUUGUCUGUUGCAGACAACGUAAUUCUAGUCCUUUAGUUGAAUUAUUCAGAAAGACUGGCAUUAUUUGCAUGAGAACUCAAAACACUUAUUCGACUGAUUAAAGAAAAUCACUAAUUAAGCUUUUAAUUAAUUUAUUACACGUAUUGCAAUUUAUAAAUUGUAGCGUUCGAGUUUGCAAGGCACGUCCACUUUGAAUGGAUUUCCAGAAUGACACCAGUUUGGAGAUAUGCACCAAUCAAGCUCGCCGUAAAAAUGCACUGUUCCACCAAAGUGCCCCUUUAUACAUUGAAGUACAAAAGUAACUAGAACGUCCCUUUAGUUCAUCCCACACUUAGGGAAAUAUCUCCAAACUGGUGUAAUCCUAGAACUUAAUUUUAAGUCUUGUAAAGUCAGGCUGCAAUUUGGAAAUUGCAAUAUAUGCUGUAAAGUUAUUAAGACAAUAAUUAGGGAAAUUUUUUUAAUUAGUUUAUUAUGUGUUUCAAUUUGUCAUGUUAUUAAUGUCCACCUCUUUGAGUAAUCCUGCUCAAGGACAAGAAUUAUGCUAUGUGCCACAAGAGAUUUGAAAACUGGAAAACGUUAAAAAUGGUCACCCCCGACAGCCGCCUCUUCACAAUAUCUUACAUUUGAAAUAUGAGUGGAUGCAUCACAAUAAGCUUGCACAAAGAGACAUUUUUGAUACUUGAAAUAAAAUAAAAAUAAGAACGCCGCCAUUACCACUUGCCAGAAGUGACGCAUGGCCAAGAACGGGGAGGUUGAGAGCCAGCGUGGCUCUACAACUUAACCAUUAAGAUUAGGAAGCGCCCGUGGUUGCCCGCCACGUGCUGAGAAAUCUUGGAGAUGACAUGCAUAUAUUUAUGUCAUAUCCGCUAACUGUGAGGUACAUGCGUCAUCUACUUAGGUGCCAUUUAAACGCUCCUAAUAAGAAAAUGAGGCAUUUACAAGCCCUGCAGCUUUGACAAAAUUUAUUUAUUCCUAUGUACACCCAUUUAUAACCAAAUAAACCGAAAUGAAGUUUUGUUGCAGUUUGCCUUUAAGCAGUGGUGUAGUAAAUUGAUUGUUUUUGUACAAAGGCCUUAUUGUCUGGAAAUAUUUUUGUAGAUGCUCAAGAGGUACAUCAUUUAUGUUGUAGUAGAUGUAUCACCGAUGCUCAAGUGCCUGUAAUGGAGUUGACCAUUGGUAACAUUGUAAAUAUAUGGGCCUUUUUGUAGUUUUAUAUGGCUGAAAGAAAAGCUUGUAUUCGAAGAAGUAUUACUGGCAGUAACAAUGUGUCUUGAAAGCAUAUGCUGCACAGUAAUCACAGAAGAUUCUUUGAGAAGGCAGAAGCACAUUUUUUCCCCUCAUAGGUAAUUUAUGGGGAAGUAGAGCUAGGUUGUUUCAUUUGUGCCAUGUGGUAUGUUGAUCUAUGACAGCUGUACAAAACAAAGUAUAAUUGCUGUUUGGAAGUUCAUUUUUUCGUCCUGUUACUUUAAUUGUGUAGCUAUCACUGACAAUAGUGCCAUCGUGAGAAAAUAUAUGAAAAAAGCAAAACGCACACAAGAAGCAAGAGUGUUGACGGAAGUGUGAGGGUUCUGUAAAUGUUUGACUAGGAGUAACCUGUUUUUACAGUAGCACUCGCAAAACAUUGUGUCAUAUUAUUUGUGUAGGUAAUUGUCUCCUGAUUGAAAGCACUCGAAAGCUAGCGCACAGAAUAUUUGCACAAGUCAUACCUUCCCUUGCAGGUUUUCUUAAUUGGAAUGUGAACAUACUGGAAAUAAAACAUGCAGCCUGUC